CGUCCGGACGUGAACAGCCAGUGCCGCCGCUGGUGAUUCAGAGCCCAACCCGCACUGGUGAUUGGCAGUAAAUCAGCUGCUGCUUCUCAGUCUUCCGCCUUUCCUCCCCCCAUACCCCCACAACCUCCUGCGAUAACAAUGUCGAUACGAGCGUCAUUACGGCGAAUGUGCCUGUGCAACCCUCGACAGUGCUUCCGCCACAGCGACGGCUCAUGUUUCCCAGUGUGUGGAUUCGCAAAACAAGCAUUCCUGGCAAUACUGCCACUAGGGCUCUGGCUGAUUGCCUUCUCCUGCGCACAAUUCGUACCCUCAGCCUGGCGGCCAGGCAUUUCCGUCGACGUUCUACCCGCCCUUGACGAACUUCUCUUCGAUAACUCCCUUGGACUCGUCUGCUUCGCUGCAGUACUAGUGGCGAGUGGAUGGCUCGCUACCCGAUCCCACCUAUCGACGCUAUUGGUGUUUGUUCCCCUCGUGCUAAGAGGGCUCAGGGAUCUCGCCGCUGUUCCUUCCACAGCGGGAGACAUUCUUGCCUUCAUCCCAUACGGCGUCUUGCACUACAUUUCCCCCUUCCUCUUCGCCUUAUACCUCUGGUGGAGUGCAGGGGCAAAAAUUGCUAUCAUCUUCACACAAGCGAUCGGAACGCAAAAUCUUCUUGGGGUUCUCACACAAUUGUUAUUUCCAACUGCGGCACCAUGGUAUAAUGACAUGUACGGCUUUGCACCGGCCGACUACUCCAUGCCAGGGAGUCCGGGUGGUCUUGCCCGGGUUGACAAGAUCCUGGGCACGCAUAUGUACACAAGCGCAUUCAACAACUCCCCACUAGUGUUUGGUGCUAUGCCAUCACUACACUCCGGCUUCGCCGUGCUCAUUAUGCUCUUCGCCAUGCACAUGUCAAGACGACAAGGAUCUGUACUCAUGAUCUACGUGUGCUGGCAAUGGUGGGCAACCAUGUACCUGCGCCAUCAUUACAUGGUCGACCUGUUCGUCGGCGGUUUCUACUCAAGCGUAACGUACAUGGUCGCGAGGCGCUACCUCGUACGGGCAGCCGGGAACUACCCGGGCGCAACGGAUUACAAGCUCCUCGACGUCAUGCUGGGCGAUCUGCGGGACAUGAAGAGCGAAUCGCUCAACGACCAAGGCUUAUGGGAAAACACCAUUCUGAAGUCGAGGCGAGCAGGGGAUCGCGAUUCGUUAAAAACUGCAUCUCUGGAAGGAGUUGUGGUGGAAGCAUAGACUAGUACUCAUACUCAACGUUGCACUACCGAAACGUUUUGGGAUCGCGUUGAGAACGUGCGGUGCUCCCCACGUCCCGAUUCCCACUCUACCCGACCCACCUACCUUACCUCGCAAUUGUAUAAGGGAGGGCCUUACAUCGCUUUAUUGUUCAUUUUUUCGCUUGAUAAUAGUUUCUUUUUCCCCUUAUUCCCCUCACUG
Molecule: messenger RNA, 1434 nt
Organism: Fimicolochytrium jonesii
Lineage: Eukaryota; Fungi; Chytridiomycota; Chytridiomycetes; Spizellomycetales; Powellomycetaceae
Exons: 2
Coding region: 139-1233 (364 amino acids)
Biological process (GO): sphingolipid biosynthetic process; inositol phosphoceramide metabolic process
Cellular component (GO): inositol phosphoceramide synthase complex
Molecular function (GO): inositol phosphoceramide synthase activity
Source: RefSeq, a predicted model, not a curated record